Molecule: messenger RNA, 261 nt
Organism: Miscanthus lutarioriparius
Lineage: Eukaryota; Viridiplantae; Streptophyta; Magnoliopsida; Poales; Poaceae
Source: the annotation of a GenBank genome assembly
AUGGAGCGCCUCGGGAAGGAGGAGCCAAGCGUUAGUGGCGGGCAGCAGGGCGGGACCGGGAGCAGCAGGAGAAUUAGGUUCCAGGUGAACAACGUGCAUACGUGGGCGAGCGCCGCGCUGACGAACGAUGACAUGUGCAUGGAGGGGUUCAAGGGCCAGCCCGCCGUCGUGAGGGAGGCCGUGCGGGUGAACGUCGCCGACGCCAUGCACCUCACGGCCAUUGCGCUCGCCAUCAUCAACGCCAUGGCCAAGCAAAUAUAG